Messenger RNA from Dreissena polymorpha, 1080 nucleotides. Its product is annotated as interferon-induced protein 44-like. Bases 1 to 1080 code for a protein of 359 amino acids. The transcript is spliced from 4 exons. Lineage: Eukaryota; Metazoa; Mollusca; Bivalvia; Myida; Dreissenidae. The record is from RefSeq and is a predicted model, not a curated record.
AUGGCGGGACAGUUGUCAGAUAAGUACAUGAGUCAGCUAGAUUCCUGGAUUGGUACGGGACCUAAGAUCUUCACCCUUCUCUACCAAAUAACCAGGGACGGGUGUAACGCUACAACAUUCCACCAGAAGUGUGACAAUCAGGGGCCCACUGUGACGGUGCUGUACAACCAACAAAGAUCUGUGUAUGGAGGUUAUGGAAGUUUGAGCUGGAACAGCAGCAAUUCAUAUAUGAAAGAUGCAAACGCGUUUAUCUUUCAACUAAGGUAUUCCGGCAACGAAAAAACAACCAAGUUUCCAAUAAAAAUUCCAGAAUAUGGUUUAUGUGGAAAUUCUACAUACGGGCCAACGUUUGGUGGUGGAAAUGAUCUGCAAGCAUUCACUGGUACAGUGAACAGCUCUGGUGGUUAUUUCGCUCUUAACGGCCGCAUGAAUGUACAUUCCUUCGACUACCAAGGCCUUACUGUCGACAAAAUAAACAAUGGCAACUUGCAAGUGACCGAACUAGAGUACCUUGAGACGCUUACCGAGGACAUCGUAUCGUUCAAACCCUCCUGCGAGUUGGGACUGUCGGAUGUCCGUAUCCUGAUGCUGGGUCCAGUGGGGACGGGCAAGUCAAGCUUCUACAACACCGUCAACUCAGUAUUCAAGGGUCGCAUCUCCCAUAAUGCACCAUGUUGGGUCGCUUCUAAUGGCAUAACAAUUGCGUACAACCCUUAUGCGGUCAAGGUGCGUUCUGGAAUUCCGCAAGCGGUUCUGCUCACCAAAGUUGACCUGGCGUGUCAGGAUGUUGCCAGUACACUCUCCAGCGUAUUCACCAGCAAGAAAAUUGAGGAUGCUGUGAACAAAGUAUCCAGCAUGUUUGGGUUGCCCAGAAACCAUGUACUGCCGGUGAAGAAUUACGAAAAUGAAAUGGAGCUUGAUGACAACAUCAGCAUUUUGGCGUUGCUUGCACUGCGUCAGCUACUCUUCUUUUCAGAGGAUUACAUUCAAGUUCUGCAAGACAAACUAAAAUCUUGCAUUGCUUCCAACGAGAAGCCUCACAAACGAGAAUCAUUAGAAAAAGGCAGUGACCAAGAAUAA